Messenger RNA from Episyrphus balteatus (marmalade hoverfly), 2029 nucleotides. Its product is annotated as proton-associated sugar transporter A-like. Gene Ontology annotation, cellular component: membrane. The record is from RefSeq and is a predicted model, not a curated record. Gene Ontology annotation, biological process: transmembrane transport. The transcript is spliced from 6 exons. Gene Ontology annotation, molecular function: sucrose:proton symporter activity. Bases 196 to 1893 code for a protein of 565 amino acids. NCBI's taxonomy places the organism in Eukaryota, Metazoa, Arthropoda, Insecta, Diptera, Syrphidae.
UUAUAUUCUGCAAUUUUUACUUAAAAAAGUGUUCAAUUGGUGUUUUAAAAGAAGAAAUUUGUAACAAAAGUGUUUAUUCGAAAUCAUUAUGUCCCAAGUCGGAGAACGGGAUAAUUUAAUGAUAUUUAUAAAAAAAACGUUAUAGAUAAACGUAACGCUUUUUCAUGGUAAACAGGACGCAGAUAAGAAAUCAAAAUGACAGACGUUACCGAUAUUUUCUAUGAAUCGGUGUACACAAAAAUGCUAGAAGCUCGUGAAAAACAUGCCAGCAUACAAAAGAAAGACUAUUCUCAUGUUUUUCGUAAGAAAUCGUUCAUAGAUAUCUUGAGACUUUCAGCUUUGGCCAUAGGAAUUGGUUUUGUGUAUGCAGCCGAAACAGCUUUUGUGUCACCAACUUUACUUAAAAUUGGAGUUGAUCACGCAACUAUGACAAUGGUUUGGGGUCUAUCUCCGGUCUUGGGCUUACUUCUUGGACCAUUUAUAGGCUCCCUAAGUGAUCGAUGCAAUCUAAAUCUCGGUCGAAGAAGACCAAUUAUAUUGCUGUUAGCUUUGGGAAUUGCAUUUGGUUUUAUAUUUUUGCCUUUUGGAAGAAAUAUCGGAGAGUUCUUUGGUGAUGACGUCAUCAAUAUGACUGCGAUGAUGGAAAGCAAUAGCACAAAUACCUCGAUAAUUACAACAUUGCCAGCAAAUGAUAAGCCAAAUUUAAAAAUAGCAAUAAUCUUAACUGUCUUGGGAACUAUGAUGAUGGACUUUUGUGCCGAAACUAGUCAAAGCCCGGCAAGAGCCUAUAUGCUUGAUGUUUGCAUUGCUGAAGACCAUAAUUUUGCGCUAAGUAGUUUCAGUGUAAUGGCUGGUCUAGGAAGUGCUGCAGGAUAUUGUAUCGGUGGAAUCAACUGGGAAUCAACUGCAAUAGGACAGCUUCUUGGAGGAAACAUUCAAGCUGCCUUUAUGAUCGAUGCAUUUUUCUUUCUGGUGGGUCUCUUAAUAACAGUUGCAAGCUUCAGAGAGAUUCCAUUGCCUCUUAUGGAAAGAGAUAAAAUGCUUCGACCACUGGUAACUACAGCAAUCAAAGAUGAAUUCCCAAAAAAACAACGCAUCAACAAUUCACUUUUAGAGGGCCAAUCUAUCGAAGUCAAUGGUGACAACAAACUGGAGAAGUUCAAAGAUCCUGAUUGCUUUGAAGCACCUUCCAAUCCAGAAGUCGAAACAGUGUCCUUGGCAAAGUACCUGAAAAGUAUUGUGGUUAUGCCAAAGUCAAUGUGGAUCUUGUGCCUGACGAACUUUCUCAGUUGGAUGGGACACAUUUGUUAUUGUGUAUACUUUACAGACUUUGUAGGCGAAGAAGUAUUUCAUGGCGAUCCAACUGCACCAGUUACAUCAGAAGAAUACAAACUCUAUGAGGAUGGAGUUCGAUAUGGAGGUUGGGGUAUGGCAAUCUACGCUCUAUCUUGUGCUUUAUAUUCCUUGAUUAUUGAAAAAUUGAUGGAUUGGUUCAAACCAAAGUGCAUCUACAUCUUUGGAUUAUUGCUGUAUGCAAUUGGAAUGUUCCUUUUAGCUUUUGUCCCAAGCAAGAUCGGAGUUUUGUUGCUCAGUAUUACAGCAGGAAUUUUCUAUGCUACAAUUUACACAAUUCCUUUUAUUCUCGUUGCCAAUUAUCAUGCAAGUGGUUGUUUUGAAAUCAGUAAUGGAAAGACUGUUCCAUUGAAACAACCUCGAGGACUUGGUACUGACAUGGCUAUUGUUAGUAGCAUGUUGUUUAUUGCUCAACUUUCAAUAUCAUUAGGACUUGGCUCUUUGGUGAGUUGGAUGGGAACAACUAGGGCAACCUAUUAUACAGCCAGCGGAUUUAGUGUAUGUGCAGCUAUAUCAGCAAUGUUUGUUUUGUAUAUUUAAAAAAAAAACUAAAAUAAUUUAAUUAUUUAUAAGAAAGAUACAAAGUUAAAAAUUACUAUGUAAUAAAUUAUAUUUAUAAUAUCAUAAAUUAUAAUAAACUGUCAAACAAGUAAUUUUAAAUAAUUAAGAAACAAUU